AUGGUAGGAAGGGGCGAUAAUAGUGAGAAGCCCUAUGCUUACAUGCGUGACACUGAAAACACUAUGCUUUAUUCUCCUCUUGAUCACCAUGGAGGCAAGUUCUUAGGAAGCUGGAACAAGCUUAUCAACAUGAAAAAUAAUCUCUUAUAUGAGGAUAAGGAAAAGUAUUUCUACGAGUAUCAAGCUAGACACACUGCCAAGCUUUAAGUUGGUUCUGUUCCAGUUUGUUUUGGAAAAUGCAUAAAGGAUGUCGAGGCAACUGGAGGUCUUACUGGUGAGGAAAAGAACUGUGUACGUGAAUGCUAUCUCAAGAGAGUCAGCGCUAAGGAUGACUUGAACUUGAUGCUUCAACAGAGAUAUGCCGGAGAUUAUAUUAAGGGACUCAAGGAUAAUUAUGUCUGA
Stylonychia lemnae is the source of this 402-nucleotide messenger RNA. The record is from the annotation of a GenBank genome assembly. NCBI's taxonomy places the organism in Eukaryota, Ciliophora, Spirotrichea, Sporadotrichida, Oxytrichidae.